AUAAAAGGUACUCGUAAAUAGUGCGGUGUGUUCAUUUGUCGGAUAUGAGGACGAUCGUUGAUCUAGUCUGAACAGAACAUGCAACCGAGUGGGAGUAACGCUACGAGGAUGACAUCUCGUUGGGCACAGUUUCUUCUGUUAGUAGCGAGUGCUAACUGCUCACUUAGUUCCACAAUUAUUCCUCCACUGUACCGGUAUGACGAUUACAAGCAAUGUCUGCAGAGUAAUUCUACGGCAGUUUUCUGCGUUCUAGUGGUCAACCAUAAGACGGAUACCGUUGACCCACUGGAUUUGAUUCGGAUUGAGACAGGCUUCCGACGGAAUGAGCUGGAAUGGGGCGUUUGUGUCGCUGACUGCGUGGAGGAGCUAGCAGGAGUUAGUGAAAGCGAACGUCAACGAUUGUACUAUCCAAAGUUCACGAUUAAUCACAGGUACAUGGUUCCUAACAACUACUGGCCGGAAAGGGUGGAACCCUACUAUUUGACGUACGGAAACUUGCUGAAUGCAUGUGUAAACAACCGACUGCAGCGAGACUACAACCACACCCAGUUUGGUCACUCGGAAAUUCAAUAUUGCAUCCGUGACGAUUCGCCUGAACAACGAAAUGCUGGUAUAGAUUGGCUGACAGUUUUAUUUUUGGCAAUUGUUAUUAUAAUCACUAUAGCUACGAUAGGCGCCAGUGCAAUAGAUCAAUUCGCAGAUCGCCAUCUUAAAGAAAAUGUGGUCGUGUCUUCCUUUGCCGUGCAACGGAACUGGGUACGACUUUUACAGGAACCUAAGACUGAACUCUACCGAGAUUUUGGAUAUAUCGAUGGACUACGCGUAUUAAUCAACAUAUUCACAUUGGCCAUUCAUUGCUUGUUGGUGAGCGUAUUCAUACCACAAAAUAAUCCAGGUUUCAUUGAAAGCGUAAUCAAACAUCCUUUCACGAUACUGUUAACCGCUACGACGCCGAUAAGCGUGCAAAACUUUUUCGUCAUAUCCGGUAUGCUGUUGACGGUAAACUUCCUGAGGGAUAUUCAGAAAAAUCCCACACUCGACUCAGGAUACUUCCGGACCAAAAUAAUCAACCGAUUGAUCCGGUUACUACCGGUGUACUAUUUUUUUCUGCUGUUAACCCUGGUUGGAGAUGGGCUGGUAGAUGAACAACUUAGUCCUAACGGACAGAAAGCCAUAACUUUGGAGCAACGUAUUUGCUGGAGACAUGGAUGGAAGAAUUUCCUGUUUGUGAACAAUCUGCCUUCGGAUGAGGAGAUGUGUUUUCUCCACGGUUGGUAUCUGGGUGCAGAUCAGCAACUGUUCUUUGGUGUAUUGUUUCUACUGGCACUCAUUUGGAAGUUCCCGAAGAAAACCAAGGCUUUACUGUGGGUGGUUGUCAUAGCUGCGGUAGUCAUACCAGCAGGAUUGGUUCACUUUUUGAAACUGGAUCCGGUACUGCCCACGAGAUUGUGUGAACUCAAAUUGCUUCUAUACUACCAACCCUACAUGAAUCACAUCUAUCAAACAAGCUAUUGUAACAUUCAUGCCUACAUUGCUGGAAUAAUCGCAGGAUUCCUAUACCAUCAAACGAGAAAUGGCAGGCUGAAUCUUGACAACUCAAGGCUGUACAAUCUAGUGAGAAAAGCAUGUCCAUUGAUGAUCAUACUCGGACCGAUCCCUGCUUUUCUAUACUACAAAUAUGACAUUCCUCGCCCAUCAUGGCCCACUACGCUACACUUUGUGUUGUACCAUAACUAUGGCAUUGUUUUCGGAGCGCUGUGUUUUAUUCAUUGCUUUCGGAACCCUCCAGAUCAAUUCCGCCGGUUUCUCAGCUCGCGAUCGAUGACCAGUUUGGGAAAACUUUCGUAUAGCGUGUACGUGCUGCAUAUCCCACUGCUACGAUGGAUGAUCAACUACAUCCCGGUGAUGGUGCACGUGUCCUUUCCUAAAAUGCUGAUGCUAUUUGCGGCAACAGUUCUCGCAUCGUACCUGCUGGGACUCGUAGUUUACCUUAUUAUUGAGCAACCGAUGUGCUUGCUGCUGAGACACCUGUUCUUCGAAACACGCAAAACGUCAAAAGUGAACUGAAAACUGUUUCUAUGAUAAUUAUGGCUGCGUGCUGUGUUAAUAUUCGAAUGUGAUAAUAAUAAUAAAAAUGAGAUAAUAAGAUAAUAAGAUCGUUGCACUAAGUUUAAUCGAAAUGUUUAACUGUCAGAACCGGUUACUGCGGCUUUGGACUUGGUAAGGCCAUCA
This is a messenger RNA of Topomyia yanbarensis, 2232 nucleotides long. Its product is annotated as regulator of hypoxia-inducible factor 1-like. Gene Ontology annotation, molecular function: acyltransferase activity, transferring groups other than amino-acyl groups. Bases 79 to 2067 code for a protein of 662 amino acids. Lineage: Eukaryota; Metazoa; Arthropoda; Insecta; Diptera; Culicidae. The record is from RefSeq and is a predicted model, not a curated record. The transcript has 9 exons.